CUGCAAAACCGGGAAUAUUCUAAAAUCUAAAAAAUAUGCUAGCAUUAACAAUUGUUUCGUAAUCUGAAUCGUAGGCACGCCCGAGAUCAAAGCCCUCGCAGAGGGGCUGGCCUGGACGGGAGGGUGGGUAAAACUUAGAAGUCAGCUGUGGGCUGUGGCCUGUUUGACUGUUGACGGCUCUCACUUCAGUAUCCGGACUUUUUUUGCGUAACUUAAUUGCAAGCCUUAUUUAAGUAAUACUAUGUAAAACAAUUGGUAGAUGCAGAAAAGCUAAUUCAUAUCAUAUUGCUUAUCGAAACCAGAUUGCUCAAUUGUCCUUAAACAUGACGACGAUCGUAAGUGAGCUUAGUAUGCACGAUCUAAAUAACAAGUUCUUCGAGAUCAUGCAAAAUGAAAGCAACGCAGAAGAUGCGGCAAAUUUUAUUUACGAUAGUGUUUAUGAAGAUGUCGCAUUAGGGUUCCUUUUCGAGUUCCAUCAUGGUUUAAAGACUGGACUGACGGAUUUGGUAGAAGGGGAAAAGGAAGAAGAUGAAAGCUGUAAAAUUGUUGUCUCACCCGAAUGUGAUGUUUUCGGUUUUUCUGUGUUAAAGAAAACUCCAGAUUCUAACUGUUCUUGUCCAAAUUGCGAGCGGCCAGUAUCUGCUACUCGUUUUGCACCGCAUCUAGAGAAAUGCAUGGGAAUGGGAAGGAACAGUUCUCGAAUAGCGUCGAGACGCAUUGCAUCAAAUAGUCGUGAACCAACAUCAUAUGCUGGACUCUUAAGUGAUGAUGAGGAUGAUGCUGAUUGGUCAGGAAGUUCCAUGCAAAGUGAACGCCGAAAACGCAGAAUCAGAAAUAACAACAACCGGAAGUCUAAUAAAAUGCAUAAUGGUAACAGGAAUAAUAAUGGAAAUCACAACUCGGAUUCAAAUGAUGGUGCCACCUAUGAGACAAUGAGUGCAAAUGAAAAGAAAAAUUUGCUGCAACAGAUCUGUGGUGUUGUUUCUGAACACACUAAGAAACUCUGUAUUAGAUCAACUCGCUGCCCACAACACACUGAAGAACAGAGGAGAGCCCUUAGGAAUAGUGUUUUGGAACCAUCCACUCCGGAAUCUCAACCAUUACUGACAGCUGAUGAUGCAGGAUCACCUCCAGAUUCCAGUCCGUCAUCUUCCUGCUCCUCUUCCAGCAGGAAACGAGAUAGGCAUCGCGCCUUGAAGAAUAAGAGUAAGAGAAAGAGAAAUUUAUCACCUAGUGGCAGGGAUUAAGUUUAUUGUAUAAAAAUGUAUUGAUUGACUGUCGACAUGCUUUAGAUUAUGCAAUACUGAUAUACAUGCAAUUUGAAUCAUCAUCAUCAUUAAAUAUUGUUUUUCUUAAUUUUGCAAUAAGUUCUGAGCUAAUUAUAAGACUUGACGAUUGAAACAGAUUGAUAUUUAACUAAAUUAUCAAUUUUAGUAUUUCGUUUAGACAUACUAUAGAAUCAUUGCUACAGUUUGUUUGUAUUCCUUAAAGCCACAUUUUUCAGAAAAUUUAAUAAUUACUAUAGAUAAGUGUGUUACAAAUCAAUAAUGUGUCAUUAAUAAUUUGUAUGUGUAUAUUUCUUGUUUCUGACUCUCAUGGUUGUCUUGUUUGACUAUGGGACAUUGGUGGAAUUCUUUUGCUUCGCUUUCAUUCCUGAGCCCAUCGAGCUAUUUCAUGGAAGAUUUUAGUGAUGGACACACAGGAGCCAAUUUAACACAUGUUUCACGACUCUGAUUUAUACCAAGUUGCUUUGUAACUGACAAAUGAAUUUUGACAGUGCUCUAAACAGAAACAUAACAAAAUAUUGAGAAGGUAAAUACUAACAAAUAAAAUUAUUAUUUAAAAAGGAAACUUAUUUAUAUAUCUGAUAAAAUUACUUCGGUGAUAAUAUUGUGUCUAUUCCUUUGCUGUAAGAUUUAAAUCCUAUAUUAUUUGACUGAUUAUUUAGAUUAGAGAUUAUUUUUAUUCUUAUAGGUUAGAUAUGUGUCUAUAAAAAUGUAUCUUAUAAUUAUAAGAAAAAUUACGUAACUAUUACAAAGAGAUAGUCCCGUCUUUUUAGAAGAGAAAAAUUAUUAAUUGAUACACCCUGUAUUUAUUAGAGCUACAUUGCGUUGAUAUAGAAUGUGACAUCCACAAUCGGACCGAUUUAUUUUUGUUUGUUAGCCUUUUUUUAAAACCUGCCCAGUAAUAUAGUUUUAUAUUAAAUAAUUAACAUCCUUUUGGAGCCCUAUCCACUGUAUAUAAAAAAUCUAAUCUAUUCUUUGCAUUAUAUGGCGUAGAUAGUUUCAAAUAUGAUAUAUUAGUAUACUCUAGUAUAAAACUAACUAGGUUACAAUUGUAUUCAUACAUUUUAGCGGCACUAUCGAUAUAGAUGGACGUGACUAUUUUGGAAUAAAUGUUUAUGUAUUUAUUAUUAUAUCUCGUUACGAGAAACAUAGAAUUUUCACUAAGAAAUGCUAGGAGUGCUACCUAUAGUAUAUUUGUGUAUAAUGCGUGAUGUAUGACAAAAUUAUGUAUUCCAGGAACGUCUUCUACUGGAGUUUCUGGCAUAUUUAAUUCUGCCCUACAAAUAACAAUACUAUAGAAUCUAAAGUUGGCACCAACGUUUUAAAUUGUAUUGGCUUUAUAACAAUAGAUAUAUAGAAAUGUAAUAGCUAUAAGCGCUAAGUAUGUUUUUCGUUAGUAAAAAUUGUAUUGCAUUUUAAUUACGGGUUACUUCGCGCAGUCUCGACUUUUAAUCUUAAAUGUAGUGGCGUUUAAUUAACAUUGAAGAAGCUAGUCAUAAGGCUUAUAGAACGUGGACUAAAGAUUGUGUUUGGUUACCAUGGUUACCGCAUUACCUGAAAACAAGCUAAUGUCCGCGUUUAUCAGAGCAAUAAUGUCAUGACAAUCAAUUAUGUUUGAAUGGCAUUUUUUAAUACCGUCUGAUUUCUGACCCUUUGGAGAUUGUACGAUUCAAAUCAAACAAGAAAUUUCUUCUAUUGUAAUGUUAUUCGUAGAUUUUGUGUAUAUAAUGUAAUCUGCUCAAAGUAUAUUUGUGCAUCUCCUGUGUAAUUAAAGGUGA
This is a messenger RNA of Pieris brassicae (large cabbage white), 3064 nucleotides long. RefSeq names its product SAGA-associated factor 11 homolog (gene Sgf11). The coding region runs from base 324 to 1247 and encodes 307 amino acids. Gene Ontology annotation, molecular function: transcription coactivator activity. The transcript has 5 exons. The record is from RefSeq and is a predicted model, not a curated record. Gene Ontology annotation, biological process: positive regulation of DNA-templated transcription; regulation of transcription by RNA polymerase II. NCBI's taxonomy places the organism in Eukaryota, Metazoa, Arthropoda, Insecta, Lepidoptera, Pieridae. Gene Ontology annotation, cellular component: DUBm complex; SAGA complex.